Molecule: messenger RNA, 816 nt
Organism: Pseudogymnoascus destructans
Lineage: Eukaryota; Fungi; Ascomycota; Leotiomycetes; Thelebolales; Thelebolaceae
Exons: 3
Coding region: 1-816 (271 amino acids)
Source: RefSeq, a predicted model, not a curated record
AUGAGCCAGGGAGAGAAGCUGAGCUCAUCCUCUCUCUCGCCCUCAAAACUCCACCGUCUCGGCCAGACUUUUCGCCUCCACCUCCACCUCUCGCUGCUACGCCGGAGACUCAAUAAUGUCCGUGGGUCCGGCUACCGAGGUGCUGGUGCGCAUGGGGAUGGCCAAGAAUUAGUCCCCGUCCGCCCACUCCUCCGGUUUCGGGAGUUGCAAGAAUUGACCGAGAUGACACGGCCAAAGCUCUCUGCAGACUUGCCAUUGCCCACGAGACAACGGAGGCCAUGGACCACGCCCGAGCUCUCAAAAAUCCCCUCAACUCCAGAGAUAGGCGGCUUUCCUGAUGCCGAAUCUGCGGGAUGCUACCGUCGCAUCCCGAAGAGUAGCAAGAUGUUGGAGAUGUUGGAUGUAGGGCUCAGUGAUCCCCCAGCACCAAGUCUGUACAUGGUAUUCCGAGAUCCGAAUUGCAUGCAUGUAUGUAGCGAGCCCCGAAAAGCGGGCGAGAGCGAGACGUGCAGCGAAGACGUGCAGCGCAAACGAGAUUUAAGACCAGCCGCAGCGCUCCCUCCUCGCUGCUGGCCCUGCAUCGCUCGAUCGCAUGCAUACCGCUCCUCCUCGCCCCAACACCCUCACUUCCCCCUGACCUGCCCUCUCACCGCGCAGGAGGACGCUCCUAAUCACGGUAGGCCCGCCGUGGCGCACAGACGCCCCACUGCCGACGACGCCAUGCAGGAGGCGGCGCUGAAACGCGUAGGGCUAGAGCAGCGCCUUGCGUGUUGGGGGGCUGAGUUUAGGGCUUGCUGGCCGAGGAGUGAAGGAUGA